This is a messenger RNA of Marasmius oreades (fairy-ring Marasmius), 1281 nucleotides long. RefSeq lists its product as uncharacterized. Lineage: Eukaryota; Fungi; Basidiomycota; Agaricomycetes; Agaricales; Marasmiaceae. The coding region runs from base 24 to 1133 and encodes 369 amino acids. The record is from RefSeq and is a predicted model, not a curated record. The transcript has 6 exons.
GUAAUCCGCCUUUUCCGUCGGCCAUGACAGAGCCUGAGAAGCAGUAUUGCUCAAGCUGUAGAGCUAGCAAACCUGUCUCGGCAUUUAAACAAACCGCUGGAGGUUACACAAAGACCUGUGUUACUUGUGCUGCCAAAAGAAAAGUCAGAAAGAGGCUUGCUGGCAGAGGUUCUAAGGCUGCGACAGCGGAUCAACAAACCGAACAUUCAAUCCUCGAUUCAGAAGAAGACUCAACGGCUUACUUCGAUCUUUCGCAAAUCCCAUUGGAGGACUUUUUAUCACUCAUUCGAACCAGACAAGACCUGUCUUCAGUGGUGGCACGGGUUGACACUACAUUAGUAUCUGUCUCGGGUACCGACAAUAACUUGCGCAGCACAGCAGACAGGAUAGUUGAAUGUAUAUGGGCAACAACCGGAUACCGAUUCACGUACCAGUCCAAGUAUAAGCGCAGACGUACACCGUCAGUUACCUUUCAUUACCAUUGCUGCCAAAGUAGUCGACGCCAACAUAAACCAAAGAAAACACAAGGGGAGGAAGUGAAACAACGAGACAAGCUCAUGAUGGACUCGUUCCCAUGUGAUGGAUGGAUUCAUUUAACUCUUAUCGAUGGGCUCCAUGAGGCAUACAUCACGGUCAAGCAUAAAGUUCCACAUGUGGUGUAUCGGUUGAAUAAUAUUCCUGGAAAUGUCAGGACCUUUGUUCAAGGGAAUCGACCACUGGCGGGAGAAGUCGAGAAACAAGCGGCUGUGUUGGAGAAUGUGGAGAAUGUGAUCGAAGUCGACGAUCUUCCAGUACCUCUCGGAACAAACCAUAUGGACUUACCAGCAAUGAGUAGCGAGGUGGAGUCUCAACUCUCCGAGCCGCCAACUACUAGUAGCGGUGCCGCUGCACCGUCAAACUAUGAAGAGGAAGAGAUCAGCCGCAAAGAGCUUGACGAAAUUAUUGAGAAAAUGCUGGAACGCGCGAGAGUGUUUGAAACUGCGGCGAAAAUUAUUCGAGAACAGGCGCUACUGCCCGGAAAUGGAGUCUGGUUCAAGAGCCUUGCGCGACGCGACAUAGGAAAAGAUGUCAGUGACUUUGUUGCUGAGAUGAAGAAUUUAAAAUAUGGACACAAUGAGAAAGGAGGGCUGUAAUGCGAGAAUGACUUAGAAAGACAAGUAAAACUGGUAGUCAGGAAUCAUAAUCGAGAUUGGCAAUAUGUAAUAGAUGUUUAAAAAAGCUAGAGGAAAUUUGAAUCAGAGGGAAUCACAGAUGUAAUAGAGAACAUAUGAUAGAAUACCA